Messenger RNA from Penicillium soppii, 7149 nucleotides. RefSeq names its product alpha-1,3-glucan synthase Ags3 (gene ags3). Gene Ontology annotation, cellular component: fungal-type cell wall. Gene Ontology annotation, biological process: fungal-type cell wall (1->3)-alpha-glucan biosynthetic process. NCBI's taxonomy places the organism in Eukaryota, Fungi, Ascomycota, Eurotiomycetes, Eurotiales, Aspergillaceae. The record is from RefSeq and is a predicted model, not a curated record. Gene Ontology annotation, molecular function: alpha-1,3-glucan synthase activity. The transcript is spliced from 4 exons. The coding region runs from base 1 to 7149 and encodes 2382 amino acids.
AUGCAGCGUUCAGCACUCCUCGUCCUUUCGUUUUUGAGCGUCUACACCUUUGCUUGGCCCUACCAAGAGUCACUCGCCGAUUAUAAUUUAAACGAGAACAAAUCUGCCAACUCCCCAAUAGAUUAUUGGGGAGCAUGGCCGGACCAUGAAUAUCAUCCUUCGCCAGAUAACUGGCGCAUGCCUACCUAUACAAUUUUCUUGGAUCGCAUAUCCAACGGUGACCCUACAAAUGACGAUAUUAACGGGACUACAUUUGAGCAUGUAGUCAACUCCAAUCAGAUGCGUCAUGGUGGUGAUCUGGAUGGCUUGAUAGAUACCCUGGAUUACAUUCAGGGUAUGGGAUUCAAGGUCAUCUAUUUCGCCGGAACGUAUCUGAUGAACUUGCCCUGGGCCUACGAUGGCUACUCACCGGUCGAUACCACUCUCCUCGACAUGCAUUACGGUACACUUGAGGAUUGGAGACGGACCAUCGAGGAGAUCCACAAACGGGACAUGUAUGUGUUGAUGGAUAACACACUUUCAACCAUGAGCAACCUGAUCGGUUUCAAAGGCCAUCUGAACGACUCAGCCGAUUUUAGAGCCCACGAAUAUGAAGUCCAAUGGGUCACGGAUAGAGAAUAUGCCGAUUUCAGUUUCGGAAACGAGUAUAACGAAACCUGCAACUAUCCCAAAUUCUGGGAUGAAACUGGCUACCCUUUGACGACCAAUGGCGUUCAAGACUUGAAGGGUUGCUACAACAGUGACUUCGAUCAGUAUGGAGAGCUCGAGGCGUUUGGUAAUUUCCCCGACUGGCAGCGCCAGCUUACGAAGUUCGCCUCCGUGCAGGAUCGCCUGCGUGAAUGGCACAAGCCCGUCCGCGAUGUCAUCACCCAACACACCUGUCUUCAGAUCGCGAGUCUGGAUGUCGACGGUUUUCGCUUUGAUAAGAGUGUGCAAUCGACACUCGAGCCUCUGAGUGAAAUGACUGCGAUCUAUCGCGAGUGUGCGAAGAAGCUCGGCAAGAACAAUUUCUUCCUUCCCGGCGAGAUCACGUCUGGAGAUAGCUUCGGUAGUCUUUAUCUCGGUCGCGGUCGCCAGCCAGAUCAGCGCGCGGCCUCUGCAGGUGCGGCAGUCAAGCUUACCAACAGUUCGGAAGGGGCUUUCCUCAGAGAUGAUGGGCUGCAAGCGCUGGACGCCUCCGCUUUUCACUAUACAAUCUAUCGUUCGAUGACCCGUUUUCUGGGUAUGGACGGUAACUUGGUUGCUGGCUUUGACUUGCCUACCGAUUUCAUUGAGGCUUGGAAUGAGAUGCUUAUUACCAACGAUUUCCUCAAUGCCUUCACAGGAGAGUUGGAUCCCAGACAUAUGUAUGGUGUCUCGAACCAAGAUAACUUCCGUUGGCCAGCGGUACAGAAUGGCACAGAUAAAUACCUUCUAGGUCUGUACAUUAUCUCGCUGGAACUUCCUGGUGUUCCUCUCAUCUUGUGGGGAGAAGAGCAGGCAAUGUACGUGUUUGACGCUACUGCAUCAAACUACAUGUUUGGUCGGCAGCCUAUGACCUACCAGACCGCGUGGUGGACACAAGGCUGCUUCAAUCUGAACACCUCCAAGUUCUACGAUUUCCCCAUCGAGAAGGGCCGUCAUGGAUGUAACGAUAUCACUGUCACGUACGACCAGCGGAAUCCCGCCCACCCACUUCGCAACAUCAUGAAGCGUAUGUUCGAGAUCCGAGCUCAUUACCCAGUCGCCCAGGAUGGACUGUUUCUUCAAACAAUCUCUCAACUCACGAAAGAUAUCUAUCUCCCUGGUUCUUCCACCACCCCCACGGUCACUGGCCUUUGGUCGGUUUUGCGAAGUUAUUUCCCCGGAGUACAAACUGACGCAAUCCUGGGCAAUGAGACUCUAUGGCUUGUGUAUCAGAAUGGAAACUCAACCGAAACCUACGGCGGAAAUUGCAGUGAUAAGAACACCUCCUUGUUGGCUCCAUUUGACUCAGGGACAAAACUGAGGAAUCUUUUCUAUCCUUAUGAUGAACUCACUCUGGAAGAUGGUCCCGCCGACCAAGAAUCCGGCACUACCUACGGAUGUGUCCGUAAAAUGGAGUUGCUUCCAUGGGAGUACCGGUCCUAUGUGGAGAGCAAAUACUUUGUGGAGCCUGGCCCUACCGUCACUGACUUCUACCCUGGACACGAUGCUCGAUUGCUGUCAUCUGAAGACACGGGUGAAACCAUGCCAAUUCAGCUUGGUUAUUCCACAGAGAUGGACUGUGACAGCAUCACAAAGUCAAUCGUCUUGAAUUCCACAACGGAGAAAUCCAUCACCGCUAAGCUUGAUACAUCUAGCGUUAAAUGCACCAAAAUCAAGCCUAGGACCACGAGCCAUAAUCUUGUGGGAGAAAUCCCGACUGUUUGGACAUGGUCUGCCAACCUGAGCAAUGUCCAUCAUGGAAUUCACCAACUGACCGUCAAGAAUGUUUCCUCGUCUGGAGUUUACACAAACGCGACAGACAAAUUCUUACUCCGCCUCGGUGCCUAUGACAACCCCCUGAUUUCUCCGCUUGCCAAUUACUCUACCAGCCUGGUCCACAAGUCCUCCGAUAGCUUUUAUGUUCAGCAUAACGCCGCCGGCGCUGACAAGUUCCGAUACUCGACUGAUUUCGGCCGGAGCUGGACCAACUGGACGACGUAUGAAGGUGGCAACACAACAGUCACCAUCCCGACUUGGACCGGAACAGACAAGCAGAAGUGGAGCGGAACUCAUAUCCGCGUACAGUACUUCUCAAGGCUUACUGGAAGCAGCGAUUACAUCCAAGAAGGCGAUUAUGCGUGGGAAGAGAAUGCCGUUCGAAGAUUCCCACAUCUGUGGUUUAAUGGUCCAUACAACCAAUAUGGCUAUGACGCAGGCUUGAAUAGCAAGAUGAAGUACGACGCUAAAACGUCUCGCUGGAACUACGACUUUGUCUACGAAUGGCCAGCUGUUGGCCAACUGAGUGUUUGGGGCGAGGAUGACCAGGGCGUUCCUGAUGUUACCGAGGUUUACGGCGACGUCGGCAACUCAUCUUCGGUGCAAAAGCUUCCUCCCUCCUAUUUCGCAUCGAACGUAAUCAACAUCACCGGCAUUCCGCCAUUUCCCCAUCUUGGCUGGACCAUCUCCCUCAAUGAUGGCAACCUGAGAUACCAGCUGAUCCCCGUCGGAAAUGGAUGGGCCCAGUUGGCUCUCUUCAUUCUAUUCUGGAUUGUUCCGAUUCUCAUGGGCUCGGCCGGUGUCUUCAUCUUCAUCCGGAACUUCUACCGUGUCAAGCUCAACAAGGAUGGUAAUGUCGUCAAGGCUGAUACACUGCCGGUAGCACUGUGGCGCAAAAUCAAAGGAAGUGUCGCCAGAGACAAUGAAUCGGAUAUCCCGAUGGCGGAGCAGGCUGCGCCAACUAGCAUUGUUGCCGCGGGUGCGAGUGACCAACGGCGCACCGUAUUGAUCGCCACUAUGGAGUAUGACAUCCAAGAUUGGCAGGUUAAAGUCAAGAUUGGUGGUCUGGGAGUAAUGGCGCAGCUCAUGUCCCAGAACUUGAAGCAUCAGAACCUUAUCUGGGUGGUGCCGUGUGUCGGUGAUAUCGAUUACCCCGUGGAUACGCCUGCGGAACCUUUUGUGGUGACGAUCCUCGAUAACCCUUACUCGGUGAAGGUGCAGUACCACGUUGUGGACAACAUCACCUACGUUCUGCUUGAUGCUCCCGUUUUCCGCCACCAGACCAAGGCCGAGCCUUAUCCCCCACGUAUGGACGAUCUUGACAGUGCGAUCUAUUAUUCAGCCUGGAACCAGUGUAUCGCAGAGGCAAUCAAGCGAACGCCCUCGAUUGAUCUCUACCACAUCAACGAUUUCCACGGUUGCGUGGCGCCACUCUACCUCCUGCCGUCACGUACCAUCCCGGUUUGUCUGUCGUUGCACAAUGCCGAGUUCCAAGGCCUUUGGGCACUACGAACCCAGCAAGAGAAGAAGGAAGUCUGCUCUGUUUUCAAUUUACCCAUUGAAAUAGCCACCAAAUAUUGUCAAUUUGGCAAUGUGUUUAAUCUGCUUCACACCGGUGCUAGCUAUUUGCGAUUCCACCAGCGGGGCUUCGGCGCGGUUGGUGUGUCCGAGAAGUAUGGAAAGCGCUCAUGGGCCCGUUAUCCCAUCUUUUGGAGUCUUGGAAAGAUUGGUAGUCUCCCCAACCCGGAUCCAUCAGACACAGGCGCCUUGAAGAAAGACCCGAACGUCCAAGUCACAGUUCAGUCUGUCGAUGAGUCGGCUAAUGACAAGCUCCAGGCACAGAAAUGGGCCGGCUUGAACGAGGACCCCAACGCUGACCUACUGGUCUUCGUGGGUAGAUGGUCAAAACAGAAGGGUGUCGACUUGAUUGCGGAUGUUAUGCCAGCAGUCCUGUCUGCCAGACCUCAAGUGCAACUGAUUUGUAUCGGUCCUAUCAUCGAUCUGUACGGCAAACUGGCUGCUAUCAAGUUGGAGCGCAUCAUGCAAAUGUUCCCGGGCCGUGUGUUUUCAAAGCCAGAGUUCACGAUCCUUCCCCCCUUUGUGUUUUCCGGUGCGGACUUCGCCUUGAUCCCAUCUCGAGACGAACCCUUCGGAUUGAUCGCCGUUGAGUUCGGCCGCAAGGGCGCUCUCGGAAUUGGUUCUCGCAUUGGUGGUCUAGGCCAAAUGCCUGGUUGGUGGUAUACUGUGGAGUCGGACUCUGCCCGCCAUCUGCUACACCAGCUUAGGACCGCCAUCAAAUCCGCUCUGGAAUCAUCACCCGAGACACGAGCGGAGAUGCGUGCAAACUCUGCUAAGCAGCGAUUCCCCGUUCUUGAGUGGGUUCAGAAGCUAGAAGUGUUGCAACGGACAGCUAUCGACAUCCAUCACCAGAAAAAUCAACUCACUGUGGCCGGCCCCGCACGAGAGUCCCAGAUUUACUGGGAGACGCAGGGCCUGCGUGAUUCCACAAUGAUGGGGGCUUUGGACUCGCCACCAAGGAGAACAUCGCAAGCUAUCCAGCCCUCGCUUCUAGAGCUACAGGCAGCUGAAGCUCAAGAAAUGCAGGCUGACAGCAACAGAAGCAGCACGGUAGGUCGUCAGCUAUCGCUUGGUCGGCGAUCUGGGCCAGGCCAGGGCAGAAAGCGUCUCGUUAAGAAGUCGCCGCGCGACAGUCAGAUGGCUGAGCAGCCGGUCGAGGGUGACACCACAGACGCUGAGGAUGAGGGCUUCUCCACACCGCCAGAGAGAUACAUCUCUCCCGAGGAGGCUAUGGCAGCUAUCAGCUCGGCUCUUGGAUCGCAGGAUGUCGCCACGUCCGCUAGGGAAAAUCAUCACUCCCGUGGCGAUUCUACCUCAUCAAUCUCGGAGUCGUCGCGGUUCAUCUCCAGGGACUCCUCUCCAGGAAGGGCACCCAUGAUAUCUCGUGACUCCGGUUUUGAUCAAGCCAGACCUUUCGCCCACAACCAGAAUAUUUCCGUCCUAUCCUUGCCUUCUGUGGUCAAUGAUCACGAUUCACCUGUGUUCCAUCUGCAAAAGGUCGAUCCGACCUUUACUGACAGCAUGGGUCAUUUCACGCGGAACUUCGAAAAGUUGCUCACCAAUCUCAACAAGAAAAACUCCAGCACAGAUUAUUGUAUCGAGUCUUAUCUGAUGAAGAGCGAGCGCAAGUUCUUCUACAUGUACACCGACGCGCAGCUGAAGAAGCAGCCUAAAGAGCGCCCCGUGACUGGAGCCGGCUUGGAUCAGGCUGUCGAGAGCACACCGUACAGCCUCGUCACCGAUGGCUCUGAGCAGUCAGAAUCGAACAACACAGAUGAAAUCGAUAUGUGGCUCUCUCGUUUAGGAUACAAAAGGCCCAUUGCCAUUCAGCGUUUCAUGAGAUGGCGCGUCGGAAACUGGCCCGUCUAUGCUCUAUUCUUGGGUCUUGGACAAAUCAUCGCGACCAACUCAGCGCAGAUCACCCUGUUGGCUGGCCAGAUCGGUGAGACCGCAGUCAAGCUCUAUGUUAUUGCGGCCAUCUACUGCCUCUCUUCUAUUGUUUGGUGGUUCCUCUUUUACCGAUUCCCGUCUGUGAUAGUUCUCACUCUCCCCUGGUUCAUCUACUCCAUUGCAUUCAUCGUCAUUGGUGUUUCACCAUUCGCACUCUCGGACCUCGGUCGAGCGUGGGCUCAGAACGUCGCCGCAGGUGUCUAUUCCGCUGCCUCUUCCAGCGGUUCCUUGUUCUUCGCCCUCAACUUUGGAGAUCAAGGUGCUGUCCCUGUAAAGGACUGGAUGUUCCGCGCAAGUCUUAUCCAGGGAAUUUCUCAGUUGUAUACUGUUGCCCUGUGGUACUGGAGUUCCAGAGUCACUGAAGUAGAAGUUGGAGGCAUUUCCACAGCUGCAUUGAGCUCAUGGAGACUCACAGCCGUAGUGAUGCCCAUUGCCGCGGUGUGUUUCAUCAUCGGUGUACUCCUUGCACUCGGCUUGCCGAAGUAUUACCGCCAAUCACCUGGAAAGAUUCUCUUCUUCUACACAUCUCUCUUCCGACGCCGCAUUGUCCUCUGGUUUUUCUUCAUGGUCAUCAUUCAGAACUGGUUCCUUUCCGCGGCCUUUGGCCGAAACUGGUCAUUCCUCUGGUCCUCGCAACACGCCAAAGCAUGGGAAGUUGCACUCCUGGUCAUCUUCUUCUUUGUCGUUCUCUGGGUCGCCAUUAUGAUCCUCUUCCGCUACCUAUCCAAGGAGCACAGUUGGAUUCUUCCCGUUUUCGGCCUGAGCAUCGGCGCACCACGCUGGGCGCAAACGUGGUGGGGAACAUCCAAUAUCGGCUACUAUCUGCCAUGGGCGGGAGGUCUGACCUCCGGUGCGCUUGCGUCCCGAUGCCUGUGGCUAUGGCUCGGUGUCCUCGAUGAAAUCCAGCAAGUUGGUCUGGGAAUGAUUCUUCUGCAGACCUUGACAAGAGUCCACGUCUGCUUUGUCCUGUUGGCUGCGCAGUCUCUUGGAUCUAUCGCCACGAUCUGCGCUCGUGGAUUCGCGCCAAACAAGGUCGGUCCAGCAGGUAUCUCUCCAGCCGUGGGCUCGUCGCUGGAUGCAGUUGCGAAUGCGUGGUUCUGGAUUGCCCUUUUCUUCCAGCUAUUGGCCAGCUUUGGUUUCCUCUUGUUCUACCGCCGAGAGCAGCUCAAUCGGCCCUAG